AUGAGUCCUUGGAUAUUAUGGAGUGCGCUGUCGGGCACAGCGAGAUUGUCGACGGUUCUUCAGAUCUUGCUGUAUCUUCCCCUUACUCUUGCAACCCUCUCUGUUCCUGCAUUUCUCCUGCUCUCCCUGCUUCUCUCAACACAUUCGCUUAUCCAUGGAACCAUGAUCCUUUUCUGGGGCUCUGAGGCGUUGUCCGUCAUGCAAGUUCCGAUGCAUCCCUUCCUGCUCCUUGUAUCCUUCAAUGCCUUUUCUGCAUCUGUGCACCCUUACCUCACGACUGCCGUCUCUUGGUGGGGGAAGCUGUUAACUUUCUUCGGACCAUCGUAUGUGGCUUUGGAAGGCCUUUCAAGCCUAUUAUGUGUCCAACGAGCUGGUCAAUUAGGGAGAGAGCUCGCCGAUGAAGCAGAAAGCUAUCAGCUUUCCAUUCUCGUUGCAUCCGCGGCUGCAUACGUCGUCGCAGCUUGGUGGAUAGCUGUGGCUUAUCCUGCCGCAGCUUCAUCUCCUCUGUCCGCAACCUUGCUCGGAGUGGCAUUGACUGCUUUUGUCUUUUUGACUUUCAUUGGCUUCCGUAUGCGCCGGACAAAUAUUAUUGAGUCGUCUGGACUGGCGUUGUUCCUUGCAUAUAACGUAUGGUUAUGUGGCGCCAAUCAGACAACAUUCUCAGAUGCGGGGUCACCCUAUGCGCCCCUUCUCUCCAACAUAAUGCCCCACCUUCAAACGCUUGUGAAUUUCAUCACCAACACCCUCCCAAAGCCGGUCCUUGUUGCGCUGUUCUACCGAUUGACAGUCUUGCAUUUUGCAUCUCGGAUAUUGCCAACCAUUGGUGCUGAUAGUUGGGAAUCCGAGGAUGGGGUCGAUGGCGGCUGGGAUGGGCGUCCGACAUCGAUUAUGACGAAAGUGCUUUUGACAUAUCGGCAACUCAUUUUUGUCAUGGUAUAUUCUCAUUUACUGCUGCUGAAUCCAUCGUCUCAAAUCUGGUGGCGAUGGGCAAACAUCUUCUUUACCCUCCUGUUAUGGUCUGUGGAGCUUGGCGUUAGUGCUGAUGAUGCCGAUAUGCCUAUGAAGUGGAAAGUGGAUUGA
Molecule: messenger RNA, 1080 nt
Organism: Coniophora puteana RWD-64-598 SS2
Lineage: Eukaryota; Fungi; Basidiomycota; Agaricomycetes; Boletales; Coniophoraceae
Exons: 6
Coding region: 1-1080 (359 amino acids)
Biological process (GO): septin ring assembly; endoplasmic reticulum inheritance
Cellular component (GO): endoplasmic reticulum membrane; perinuclear endoplasmic reticulum; cortical endoplasmic reticulum
Source: RefSeq, a predicted model, not a curated record